Messenger RNA from Limanda limanda (common dab), 1389 nucleotides. RefSeq names its product gamma-aminobutyric acid type A receptor subunit alpha1 (gene gabra1). Lineage: Eukaryota; Metazoa; Chordata; Actinopteri; Pleuronectiformes; Pleuronectidae. Gene Ontology annotation, molecular function: transmitter-gated monoatomic ion channel activity involved in regulation of postsynaptic membrane potential; benzodiazepine receptor activity; inhibitory extracellular ligand-gated monoatomic ion channel activity. Bases 1 to 1389 code for a protein of 462 amino acids. The record is from RefSeq and is a predicted model, not a curated record. Gene Ontology annotation, biological process: nervous system process; synaptic transmission, GABAergic; signal transduction. The transcript is spliced from 9 exons. Gene Ontology annotation, cellular component: synapse; GABA-A receptor complex; dendrite membrane.
AUGGGUGGACGGAGCAGGACGGCCCUUCUGUGUCUGUGGGCUUGCUUGCUGGGGACCAACAGCGUGCUGAGUGCGAAAAGCGCUGGGACGAACGGCAUGACAGAUGAACAGAAAGAUAACACUACAGUGUUCACCAAGAUCUUAGACAGCCUUCUGGAUGGCUAUGACAAUCGCCUCAGGCCAGGACUAGGAGAGCGUGUAACCGAAGUCAAGACUGACAUUUUCGUGACUAGCAUUGGGCCAGUUUCGGACCACGACAUGGAGUACACCAUCGAUGUCUUCUUCAGACAGAGCUGGAAGGAUGAGAGAUUAAAGUUCACAGGCCCCAUGGCCGUGCUGCGUCUCAACAACCUGAUGGCCAGCAAGAUCUGGACCCCCGAUACCUUCUUCCACAAUGGCAAGAAGUCGGUGGCGCACAACAUGACCAUGCCAAACAAGCUGCUGCGAAUCACAGAGGAGGGCACGCUGCUGUACACCAUGAGGCUUACAGUCAGGGCCGAGUGUCCCAUGCACCUGGAGGACUUCCCGAUGGAUGCCCAUGCUUGUCCACUGAAGUUUGGCAGCUACGCCUACACUCGAGCAGAGGUGGUGUACGUGUGGACCAGAGGAGCUGCCCAGUCUGUGGUGGUGGCAGAGGACGGGUCCAGGUUAAACCAGUACGAUCUGAUGGGACAGAGUGUGGAUUCUGGUGUGGUGCUGUCCAGCACGGGAGAGUACGUCGUGAUGACAACCCACUUCCACCUGAAGAGGAAAAUUGGUUACUUUGUGAUCCAAACAUAUCUGCCCUGCAUCAUGACUGUCAUCCUCUCCCAAGUGUCGUUCUGGCUCAACAGAGAGUCCGUCCCUGCCAGGACUGUCUUUGGAGUGACCACUGUCCUGACCAUGACCACACUCAGUAUCAGUGCCAGGAACUCUCUCCCUAAAGUGGCCUACGCCACAGCUAUGGAUUGGUUCAUCGCUGUCUGCUAUGCAUUCGUCUUCUCGGCCCUCAUCGAGUUUGCCACAGUCAACUACUUCACCAAGAGGGGUUACGCCUGGGAUGGAAAGAGUGUGGUACCAGAGAAGCAAAAGAAGAAGAAGGAGUCCCUCCUGAAGAAGAACAACACCACAGCCUACCCAGCUGCCACUGCUACAGCCUUCGCGCCCAAUAUUGCCAGGGACCCUGGAUUGGCCACUAUUGCCAAAAGCGCACCGGCGCCCCCAUCCUCCGAGCCCAAGGAGGAGCCAAAGCCCAAAGCUCCAGAGGCCAAGAAAACCUUUAACAGUGUGAGCAAGAUAGACAGGAUUGCCAGAAUAGCCUUCCCAUUACUCUUUGGAACCUUUAACUUGGUCUACUGGGCAACUUACUUGAAUAAGAAGCCCAAACUGCAGGGAAUGCAUCCAGACUAA